CACUUUCUUGCAUUAUAAUUUCUCCUUCCGGGCAGCUUUGUAGCUGGUAACCUGUUGUUUGAAUGUGGGAUUCUUCUUUUCUACCAUGAAGGUUUCGGUGUUGAAUACAGUGGAUACCUCGCAUGAGGAUAUGAUCCAUGAUGCACAAAUGGAUUACUAUGGCAAGAAGCUUGCAACAUGUUCAUCUGACAGGACAGUGAAAAUCUUUGAAAUAAAUGGAGCAACUCAAACUUUAGUCACUACUCUGAGAGGACAUGAAGGCCCUGUCUGGCAAGUUAGUUGGGCACAUCCUAUGUUUGGAAAUCUCUUGGCUUCAUGUUCUUAUGAUAGGAAGGUUAUUAUUUGGAAAGAAACUAGCAAUGGAUGGGCAAAACUUCAAGAAUUUUGUAAUCACGAUUCUUCAGUGAACGCUAUAUCUUGGGCUUCUCCAGACUACGGUUUGAUGUUAGCUUGUGGUUCAUCAGAUGGCUCUAUCUCAAUUUUAAGUAGUUCAGGUGAUGGAACGUGGGAAACAAAGAAAAUAAAUAACGCACAUACGAUUGGUUGUAAUGCUGUUAGCUGGGCACCUUCAGUCUCACCAGGAUCAUUGCUAGAGCCUGGAUCAAAGUCAAGUGGGUUAGUCAAAAGAUUCGUCACCGGUGGAUGUGAUAACUUGGUAAAAGUAUGGAAAGAGGUUGAUGGCCAGUGGGUGGAGGAAGAAAAACUAGAAGCACACAGUGACUGGGUUAGGGAUGUUGCCUGGGCUCCUAAUGUCGGACUUCCUGUCAGCACCAUAGCAACCUGCUCUCAGGAUUGUCGCGUAGUAAUCUGGACAAAAAAUGAAGUUGGAGGAGGAUCAUGGACUUCAAAGGUUUUAAAAAAGUUUGGUGAUGUUGUGUGGCAUGUGAGUUGGUCAGUCACUGGAAACAUUCUAGCUGUAUCUGGUGGAGACAACAAGGUGAGCUUAUGGAAGGAGUCACUGGAAGGACAGUGGGUUUGUGUUAGUGAUGUGUACAAAGGUCAAGGUCAGGAGCCUCAAUGAUGUCACAGUGAUGUCACAUAGCCUUAUAUAGACGAAGAACAUUUUUUAAAUAACUAGAGAGAAAUUGUACAUGAUGCAUCCAAAAUACAUUGGUCUUAUUCUAAAGACAUUGGUGGAGUUUGUUGGACAGCAGGCAUGUUAAAGAACUGCAACUUUGGUUGGUCUGAAGAAGGAGUACAGGGCGCCUUACAAUGCAGAGUCUCUUUUUUGUUGCAAAUUUUAUAAACGGUUGUGGAGUGGUCUAUAUUAUCCAUGGCUUGACUGGCAACAUUAAAUGUGACAUGCUUGUGAAAUGAAAAACCACUUUAUUCUCUAAGUUGACUGCUAGAACGACAUACAAGUAGUUAUUACCUUCUUCAAAACUCCUCCUCUGUGCAUAAACAUUACUUGCUGUUGUUCACUGACCUGACGGUUUCUACAUGUAUAAUAGUGAAAUAAAACUGGUUUCUUAUGCAGAUGGAAA
Orbicella faveolata is the source of this 1484-nucleotide messenger RNA. RefSeq names its product protein SEC13 homolog. Gene Ontology annotation, molecular function: structural molecule activity; protein binding. Gene Ontology annotation, cellular component: COPII vesicle coat; nuclear pore outer ring. Gene Ontology annotation, biological process: positive regulation of TOR signaling; COPII-coated vesicle budding; protein import into nucleus. The record is from RefSeq and is a predicted model, not a curated record. Lineage: Eukaryota; Metazoa; Cnidaria; Anthozoa; Scleractinia; Merulinidae.